This is a messenger RNA of Hydractinia symbiolongicarpus, 2891 nucleotides long. RefSeq lists its product as uncharacterized. The transcript has 10 exons. Lineage: Eukaryota; Metazoa; Cnidaria; Hydrozoa; Anthoathecata; Hydractiniidae. Gene Ontology annotation, biological process: cell-matrix adhesion. Gene Ontology annotation, cellular component: basement membrane. The record is from RefSeq and is a predicted model, not a curated record. The coding region runs from base 347 to 1669 and encodes 440 amino acids. Gene Ontology annotation, molecular function: calcium ion binding; serine-type endopeptidase inhibitor activity; protein binding.
AUGACGCGGAUCGAAUUUGUUUGUCAAUUCCUUGGAUAAAUACGAUAAGCAUUUGAUCAAUAAAUCGGCGAUUCGCUGUUAAAACAUGUUUAAUGGCACUAAACAAAUAAAGGUCAAAAUUCUUUUAGUGCAUUUCAAACUAUUUGUGGAAUUACGGUUCACAAUACACAUCUAUACAUACAUGUUAUGAAAAGUGUAAGAACGUAUUUUUGACUGCAAGGAAAUAUUUUACGGAUUUUAAAAUAGUGUUCUGGUAAAUGGUUUAUGCACUAAAAAGCGGAAAGCUACAAAACGUUUAUUUUCUUAAGUCAUAAAAAAGUUGUGUUACAGGAGAGACUUUUAAAAGAUGAUAUCCAUGUUGCAUCCAUACAACCCUCAAGCAAUGUUGUUUGCCAUCAUAUUUGUAAUCCAGGGAGUGACGUCAUUCUUAUGUCCAACACGAAGAUGUCCGGACAUUCCAGUUGAUCCAAUUUGUGGAACAGAUAUGAGGACGUAUAAAAAUUUGUGCAAGCUGCGAGAAAGUUCCUGCAAGAACGGAAAAUCGAUAAAGAUUGCCUACGCUGGCAGAUGUACAGAAUGCGAAGACAAAGAAACUGCGAGAAAGCUGCUGGUACGACAGUUUUUUGAAGUUAGUGGUUCACCUUGUCAAAAGUUUGGCAUCCCAAACGAUCAAACGUUGAGAAUGUGUUUACAGAUGAAUUUUUUAAAACUGGACAAAACAAAAAGACAAUAUGUGAAAUAUAAAACCUUCUCCAUACUCUUUCGCGAACUUAAAAAAUAUCGCAAGAGCAGAAAAUGCUUAAAAACAAUGGCAAAGCAUUGUGAUGUAAAUAACGACAAAAAAGUUACGGAAGACGAAUUUAUUGGAUGCUUUAUGACAAGUACCAGCUCAGAACGAACUGCCCGCUGUACAGGAAAGUCUAGAGACUUUAGUUGUCUAAAAGAUGGGAAAUACGCAGCCCUGCAAUGUGUUUUAAAUGUGUGCUACUGUUCUGCUGAUGAUGGAAAUGUUAUUAUCCACUUCAAAGAAGAAGACAAACAGAAAUACGAUUGCACCAAAGUGAGAGAAAAUUGGGAAGCUCGAAAAACACUAACAUCAAAAUGUACAGAAUCAGACAUGGAAGAUUUAAUUUCAAAAUACAAAACGAGUAUAGAAGAUGAAAUCAUAGCUAAAGAACCAAAUUUCAUAAAGCCAGUAAAAACAAGCAUUGAAAAUUUCUUAGCUGAGCGUGGUUUUCGAAGUAUGCACACAAUCAAUAAGUUACUUGUUUGGAAAUUCAAGCAGCUUGAUAGAAAUAAAAAUGGCGCACUUCAAGAAAACGAAUUAAAAGUUGUGAAGAACGAGUUAAAAGAUAUUUCGACGCUUUGCACGAAUUCGUUAUUAAAUUCAUGUAAUGUAAACCAGGACUUAUACAUAACUAAAAAGGAAUGGAGAAUUUGCUUAGGGUUUAAAAAAGAUGGCGCAUUUGUUCCGAAAAAAAAGAAAAAGAUGAACGAAAAAGGAAAAAAGAUUCUUCCAACCCGACGUACUGGAGGCUGCCCUCCUGUUGCGUUUUGUACUUUGUCGUGUAAUGCUGGUUUUGAAAGAGAUAAAAAUGGAUGCAUAACAUGCAAAUGUAGAGAUUUUCUCUCUUUUUUGACAACUUGGAAAGGAGAUAUAAAAACGUGAAAAAGAGAGCGCAAACAGUUGAAAUAUUUGUAUAAGAGUUAAGAGGAGGCUUCUCAUAGAUACGCACUGCUGUACAACAACUGUAUAAAACAGAACAGUCGGAAAAGUAUAUUGUAAAGCGCAGAUCUGUUUUCCUCAAACUUGUUGUAAUGGAGACACAAGAGUGUAAUGAAUCAAUAAAAACUGACUAGAAAUAACGUUCAUGGUAUCCAUGGAAACUUAAUAAACAACUGAUGUGUAUAAAUAUGAUUGGUUAUUUAUAAAAAGAGAUGUUGAUUUUAUAACUACAUUUGUAAUGGAAAUUAAUUACUUGGUUAUGACCACUUGCAUCCAGUUAGUUCCCAGGGUUUUCUUUCAUUUACCGUUAGGGUAAACUUUCGCGAUGUCACAGCCGUAGCAUAUAGAAUAGCUCUGCUCUUUUUUGAGGGGUGGGUGGUUAUUAAAACUUUUUCUCUCGCUUUUUAAAGCUGGUGGCUUAGGGGGAGGGGGGAGGGGGGGGGGUUUGCGAUUACAUGAGAGGCCGGACAGAACGAUUGUCGGCGCAGGACGUUUCCCGGUAAUUUUGUCUUGUCUUUACACGGAAAGAAGUUUGUCAUACAGUAGAGUUUCCAUAACUCGAACCUCUAUUACUCGAACGUCUCCUUAAUUCGAACGAAUUCGUUGGCACCGUGAAAAUUUCCUAAUAAACUCUUAUAAAAAAACCUCUACUACUCGAACCUCCAUAACUCGAAUGUUCCCUUAAGUCGAACAGAUUAUUUUGUUCUUAAAGUUUUUUGACUCCAUAAUUCGAAUUUUGUGGCAUUUUGAAAAAAAUUGAUAAGAGUUUUCCUGAUCAUUUAACUCUUUAUCAUUUUCAUAUUUUAAUGUUUACGUGUGUUGUGGGCCUUAUAUUGUUCGAAUGCAUGAUUCGAAUGUUUUGUUUGUGUUUCGAACAACAACGCUUUCUCGAAAUUUGGGGAAGAAACGUUGGCUUUCCUAAAGGACUUGAAUAAAAACAUCAAACGAGAUUAUGAUGAUACUUGUAAACAAUCAAUUAUAACUGAUUUUUUCAAUAAAUUUGAGCAGAAAACAACUAAAACGCUCUGUUUCUGUAUUUCACCAACCCAGAACCCCCAAUAAGUAAGACUACGUACUUAAUAUACUGUUUUUUUUCAUCUGGUAGGCAAAUAAGGGAAAAAUUUGGAAAAAACUUGAAAACCUCGACUACUCGAACGUCUCCUUA